AUGCUCAGCCCCGCGGCGCCGGCGGCCCGCCGCGGCCCGGACCCCGCGCCCGCUCACGGGCCUCGCAGCGCCGGGGCGGGGGGUCGCGGCGCUGGCGGCGGCUCCCCCGCCAGCUGGCACCGCCGCCUGGUGCAACGGAGCCUGGUGCUGUUCUCGGUGGGGGUCGUGCUGGCCCUGGUGCUCUACCUGCCGCAGGUGCAGCGGCACGGCCCCGUGUUCCCCGAGGAGGCCCUCGCCACCGUCUUCUCGUCGGCCUGGUGGGUCCCGCCGUGCUGCGGGGCGGCGGCCGCCGUGGUGGGCUUGCUGUACCCCUGCAUCGACAGUCACCUGGGAGAGCCACACAAGCUUAAGAGAGAGUGGGCCAGCGUGAUGCGCUGUGUGGCUGUGUUUCUUGGCAUCAACCACGCCAGCGCUAAAUUGGAUUUUGCCAAUAACGUCCAGCUCUCCUUGACGUUAGCAGCCCUGUCUUUGGGCCUCUGGUGGACAUUUGACCGUUCAAGAAGUGGCCUUGGGCUUGGGAUCGCUAUUGCCUUCCUGGCCACUCUGAUCACUCAGCUGCUGGUGUACAGUGGCGUCUAUCAAUACACGUCCCCAGACUUGCUCUACAUCCGCUCCUGGCAGCCGUGUAUCUUCUUCUCAGGAGGCGUCACCGUGGGCAGCAUAGGACGGCAGCUGGCGAUGGGCGUUCCUGAAAAGCCGCACAGUGCCUGA
This is a messenger RNA of Nyctereutes procyonoides (raccoon dog), 711 nucleotides long. RefSeq names its product insulin-induced gene 1 protein-like. Gene Ontology annotation, biological process: cellular response to insulin stimulus; cholesterol biosynthetic process; SREBP-SCAP complex retention in endoplasmic reticulum. The transcript has 5 exons. Bases 1 to 711 code for a protein of 236 amino acids. Gene Ontology annotation, cellular component: SREBP-SCAP-Insig complex; endoplasmic reticulum. The record is from RefSeq and is a predicted model, not a curated record. Lineage: Eukaryota; Metazoa; Chordata; Mammalia; Carnivora; Canidae.